Molecule: messenger RNA, 1042 nt
Organism: Capsella rubella
Lineage: Eukaryota; Viridiplantae; Streptophyta; Magnoliopsida; Brassicales; Brassicaceae
Exons: 4
Coding region: 17-907 (296 amino acids)
Source: RefSeq, a predicted model, not a curated record
CACUUCUCGCAUCUGUAUGUAUAUAAUACCUCCCCGUUUCUACUGGCAAAGGCCACACAACAAAGAAAGAGCAAUGGAGUCUGCUAAACCAAACACCUAUAGCCACCAAAAUGUCAUCGUGAUGCGUCAUGGUGAUCGGCUCGACGAAGCCCAUUCCGAGUCCGAGCCACUAUGGACUUCAACAGCUGCCAGACCGUGGGAUCCACCGCUUGCUCCGGUCGGUAUGGAUCGUGCCUUUAGAACCGGUCAGAGAAUCCGGUCUGAGAUUGGGUUUCCGAUUCACCGUGUCUUCGUCUCCCCUUUCCUCCGCUGCAUCCAGACCGCUUCCCAAGUCGUUGCCGCUCUCUCCGCCGUCGAGCCUGAACACAAAGCCAUGUCUUCUAAAGACGUCCUUGGCAUGGACAACACUAAGCUCAAGGUAUCUAUGGAAUUUGGAUUGUGCGAGGUACUCAGCACAACUUGCAUGAAUAGUGAAGUUGUUCCCAAAGAUGGGAAUUUUGAUUUCAAGAUUUCAGAUCUUGAAGCUAUGUUUCCUGAGGGAACAGUGGAUUCUAAUGUGGACAUGGUUUACAAAGAGUUGCCACAAUGGGGAGAAUCUUCACAAGGCUUCAAGGAUCGAUAUUACAAUACAGUGAAGGCUCUGGCCGAGAAGUAUCCUUCUGAGAACUUGCUCUUAGUCACUCAUUGGGGAGGAGUAAGUGUUGCUCUUUACAACUACUUCAAAGAUGCAACCAAGUACAUGGUAGAUUACUGUGGUUAUGUUGAAAUGACAAGGCAGGUUUUGGAUGGUAAACCUGAGGAAUUCGAGGUGGUUACUAGUCAUAGAGUGUCUUUCAAGGAGAACAACCUCCCAAUCCAUGAUCUUCAUGUUAUAAGCCAAUCUCCCGUUAAGCCGGUUUGUAUGUGAUUAUUUUGGUUUCAGUUUUUUUAUUCAAUAAACAAUAUAAGAUCAGCUAUUUUCCUUUUCUUAUUACACAAAGUAAGUUACAUAACCCAAAAGUGUUUGUAAUUUAAUUUGUAUUGUAUGAUAAGAAAUUUUCAU